UCCCGCCUAUCGAUCCGUCUGUACCACGUCUACGACUAUCACCCCCUCCCCCUCCCGUCUCGUCAUCCCACCCUCCACCUCCUCAUGAGCUUGCUAGUGAGGGGAUCCGUAUAUUAUCUCCGUGUGGCCGACGGCAUCGGUACCUGAAGUCUUUAUAAGAGCAGCCCAGCCCGCUUUGCCUCUACCUCCAUCCUCCGGCAUCAUUGCCACCAUCUUAAAUCAACCGACCUUUUACACCCGCUCCAGUUUGAUACAAGUCAUACAAAUCGAUACCCUCAACGACAACCGUCAUCAAAGAGGGAUUGUUAUCACGAAGCAGCUACGAAACAACAACCACAUCAGCUACAACAACAACCAUCGAGGGAGAACCUUAGUACCGAUCAACUAUCCAUCACCACCAUGGUCGAGGUUCUCUAUAGCACGCCAACCCUUUUGCAGGGUUCGGGGUUGCCGUUCACCAGAGAGGAUCACAGGAGGAAGGAAAUGAGCCUUAUGCGGUCAGGAAAGCGAGUUCCACGCCGGUCUCAAACCUUCCAGGAAUAUCACAUCCCGCAGCCCCCUCUCUUUACCCUCCACACUAUUCAACAGCUUCCCGAAGAAGAUGUUGCCAAGCAGCCGGUCGUAUCUGUAAAGGAGAGGAGCCAGCCCAAGCCGACAGAAGAGAAGGUGACGGUACUCCGCAGGCCUGCGCUGGGCCCUCCUCGCCGGUCUUACUCUGUCACGGAUCGUUUGCCGUUGCCCAUGCCAUCGGCAGGCAAGCUCUUGCUCGAUCUGCCACCAGAGCUACACAUGGCCAUCUUCGACUUUCUCGACCCUAUCGAUAGCACCUGUCUCGGGUUGACCAACAAGCACUUCUACGCCAUCCACCGGCGAAUGCACGGGACUGUUCCGCUCAGGACGCGGCGCGAAGGUCCAAACGAGCUGGAGUGGGCGUGGCAUCUUGCAGGCACUGUCAGGAAAUCGGCGCCAUGCUCUCCGGUGGAAGAGAAGAGCGAGGAAGAGAGCAAGAAGUCUCUGUCUCUGUCGCAGCUCCGGGUCCGUGGCCAAGCAUACUGCAGAAAAUGCGGUGUCACGCGGUGCCAGCUGCAUAAGCACAUCCAGGAAUGGAUGGGCGACAACAUGGAGUACUGCUCCAUCCGGGAGAAGUAUGGGCCGAUUGCGCCCGAGGGUGCUAAGUCAUAUUGCUAUAUGAGCAAGCCUGGCGACAAGACACGGUGUGGGCGACACUUUGUGCGGAAGUCGAAGGUGGUUUUGCAGUGAACAGUGGUCUGGGUUUUCGGUUUUGGGCGGGUUUCUUUUUUGAUACUUACAUGAAGGGGCGAUGAUUACAUACUGGGUUUGGGUUUUUUGAAGCAUG
Molecule: messenger RNA, 1357 nt
Organism: Neurospora tetraspora
Lineage: Eukaryota; Fungi; Ascomycota; Sordariomycetes; Sordariales; Sordariaceae
Exons: 1
Coding region: 400-1260 (286 amino acids)
Molecular function (GO): protein binding
Source: RefSeq, a predicted model, not a curated record